Acipenser ruthenus (sterlet) is the source of this 476-nucleotide messenger RNA. RefSeq names its product zona pellucida sperm-binding protein 2-like. The coding region runs from base 97 to 447 and encodes 116 amino acids. NCBI's taxonomy places the organism in Eukaryota, Metazoa, Chordata, Actinopteri, Acipenseriformes, Acipenseridae. The transcript has 4 exons. The record is from RefSeq and is a predicted model, not a curated record.
GAGAACUCUGCAGAUGAGUACUUGACCAUCUUUCACCCAGUCUCCAGCAAUGCAAGAGUGCUGUUCCCAUCCCAUCUGAAGAGGUUUGAAGUGAAAAUGUUUUCCUUCACAAGUGGCCGGGAUGCACUGAAAGGACAGAUUUACUUCCACUGCGGUGUUGUGAUAUGUGAUUCAAACCGGCCAUCAGACAGCCUCUGUAGCAGACGGUGCAUUCCAGGGAAACAGAGGCUUGGUCGCAGUGCUGAAGGGAUGGAUGGUGGUGCAGUAAAGGUGUUUGUGUCUUCUGGCCCAAUUGAGCUGAAGAGAGAUGGAUCCCUUCCCUUUAUGCCUAGAAGUGCCCAAUUCAAUGUGUGGUCCCUUCUGGGAGCUGCAAUGGGUGUGUGUUCAGUGGUUAUCUUUGUAGCUGGAGUUGUAUCUUUCUGGAAACUGCCAAAAAGUGUGUAUUGAUAAAUAGAAAUCUUACUUGUAAAAGCUUA